GUGGCUUGAUCUUCAGCUGGCAACCAAAACAAAGGCUUAGACUUCGACCGUUCCUGUUCGCCCUGCUUGUCACAAGAAGAUUUCACCAAAUUAUAUUAUCGCAAUUAAUGAGUCGACCAGCUCAAAUUCUACUGUCCGCUGUAAGAAAAAUGUCACACAAAACAAGGAUCGCUGUGUGUCAAAUCAACGCGAAGGCUGACAAGGAGGAGAAUUUCAAUAUUUGCAAGAGCUUGAUUGAGGAGGCUGCCAACGCUAAAGCUCAGAUGGUGUUUCUUCCGGAGGCUUGCGACUACAUUGCUGAAAGUAAGGAAGAAACCUUGAAGCUGUCUGAACCUUUGAACGGCACCCUGAUAGGACAGUACCAGACUCUUGCUAAAAAAUUAGGAAUCUGGCUCUCUCUGGGGGGUUUUCACGAGCGAACGGAAAAUGACAAGAUGCAUGUGGCGCAUGUCAUUUUCAACAGCAAAGGAGAGAUCGUUUCGGUUUACAGAAAAGCCCAUCUCUUUGCUUUUGGUGCUCUUGAUGAAUCCAAAUAUAUUGUACCAGGUUCAAAGGUGGAGGAGCCAGUUGAAACUCCUGUAGGCAAACUUGGCCUAUUGAUUUGCUAUGACCUGCGGUUCCCGGAAAUUAGUUUGCAGCUGCUAUCAAAAGGAGCCGAGAUUCUUACCUUUCCCUCGGCAUUCACGGCAGCCACUGGACAAUCACACUGGGAAUCCCUGUUGCGGGCGAGGGCUAUAGAGACUCAAUCAUACGUGGUGGCUGCUGCCCAGACAGGUUGUCACGGUGGCAAUAGGAACUCCUAUGGCCACGCCAUGGUAGUUGACCCUUGGGGCGCUGUUGUGGCUCAGUGCUCUGAAGGAACGGGACUCGCCCUCGCGCAGAUUGAUUUGGAAUCCUUGAAGUCGAUAAGAACCAGAAUGCCAGUCGUUGAACACCGACGGCCGGAUUUGUAUCCCACCGACCUGCGAGGACCAGUGCACUCCCCAGCAAAUGAGGAGAUAUUCACCUUUGGUCAGGUUAAGGUGCUAGGAGCGUCUGUUGUGGCAAAAACCGCCCUGACCAUCGCAUUCACCAACAAGAAAUGUGUAGUUCCUGGCCAUAUGCUUUUGGCUCCAAUCCGUGUGGCAGAGAGGCUCAAUGACCUGACACCUGUUGAAAUUGCAGACCUGUUUCAGUUGGCUCGAAAAAUACAGCACGUGAUGGAAAAAAUUCAUGGAGCGUCUUCUUCGACUCUAGCCGUGCAAGAUGGGCCAGAGGCUGGACGGACAAUCAAGCACGUUCAUGUUCAUGUGAUGCCAAGAAAAAAGGACGACUUUAAAUGGAAUGAUGAGGUUUAUCGUGAACUGGCGAAGCAUGACAAACCGGAAGACACAGGGAGAUGGAGAACUGAAGAAGAAAUGGCAGAUGAAGCAAAAAGCAUUAGAUUGGUUUUCAGAGAAUGUGGAUUCUUUGAUAGCUAACAGCUUAUAUUUUCUAUAUAAUAAACUGAUCUAUAUUUUCA
Cloeon dipterum is the source of this 1501-nucleotide messenger RNA. RefSeq names its product NFT-1 protein (gene NitFhit). Gene Ontology annotation, molecular function: hydrolase activity, acting on carbon-nitrogen (but not peptide) bonds, in linear amides. NCBI's taxonomy places the organism in Eukaryota, Metazoa, Arthropoda, Insecta, Ephemeroptera, Baetidae. Bases 108 to 1460 code for a protein of 450 amino acids. The transcript is spliced from 6 exons. The record is from RefSeq and is a predicted model, not a curated record.